Messenger RNA from Penicillium oxalicum, 1047 nucleotides. RefSeq lists its product as uncharacterized. The transcript is spliced from 3 exons. The coding region runs from base 1 to 1047 and encodes 348 amino acids. Gene Ontology annotation, molecular function: molecular adaptor activity; protein binding. Gene Ontology annotation, biological process: post-translational protein targeting to endoplasmic reticulum membrane. NCBI's taxonomy places the organism in Eukaryota, Fungi, Ascomycota, Eurotiomycetes, Eurotiales, Aspergillaceae. Gene Ontology annotation, cellular component: TRC complex; membrane. The record is from RefSeq and is a predicted model, not a curated record.
AUGGCUCCAACAGAUAGCAAAAAGCGCUUGGCUUUGGCCAUCAUCGACUUCCUCGGCGCCAGUCUGAAGGACGGCACUCUGACCGCCGACGAUGCUGAGUCUAUCGAGAUUGCUCAGUCCUGCAUUGCCGACACAUUCAAAGUGGACCCAACUGACGAAGCUGCUGUGAAGGAUGCCGUGGGUGGCCAAUCGCUGGCUAGCAUCUACAGCGUCUACGAGAAGCUUCGCAGCAAGUCGACCCCUCAGUCGACUGGCACGGCCCCUCAGGAAUCGCAAGAGCAAAAGCCCAAGGCCGGUGCUCCCACUCCCGAGUCGGACCAGAUGAAGUCGGAGGGCAAUGCCUUGAUGGCCAAGAAGGACUACGCCGGAGCGAUCGAGGCGUACACCAAGGCGCUGCAAAUCGCUCCCUCAAACCCAAUUUAUUUGUCCAACCGUGCUGCCGCAUACUCCGCGUCUGGUCAGCACAGCAAGGCCGCCGAUGAUGCUGAGAUCGCUGUCGCCGUCGACCCCAAGUAUUCGAAGGCCUGGAGCCGUCUGGGUCUCGCCCGAUUCGACAUGGGUGACUACCACGCUGCGAAGGAAGCUUACGAGAAGGGGAUUGAGGCGGAAGGUACUGGUGGCAGUGAGGCCAUGAAGCGCGGUCUGGAGACCUGCAAGAAGAAGAUCGAGGAGGGCAGUCGUUCUACCGAGCCCCCCGCGGAGGAUCUGGACACGGCUCCCGGCGCAUCCCGUGGCGCCGGUGGCAUGCCUGAUCUUUCUUCGCUGGCUAGCAUGCUUGGUGGUGGCGGCGGUGGUGGCGGCGGCAUGCCCGACUUGGGCUCUAUGAUGAGCAACCCCAUGUUUGCCAGCAUGGCUCAAAAUCUCAUGAGCAACCCCGACAUGCUCAGCAACUUGAUGAGCAACCCUCGACUGCGUCAAAUGGCCGAGAGCUUCGGUCAGGGUGGAGGCGGUGGCAUGCCCGACAUGUCUAGUCUGAUGAGCGACCCCAGCAUCGCUGAGAUGGCCCGUAACAUGAUGGGUGGUGGGGGUGCUGGCCGAGGCCAGUAG